AUGACGGAAGUCCCUUCUACCCGUCUCUACAUAGGGAAUCUCCCUCGCGAUGUCACGAAGCAUGAUGUUGAACGCCACUUCCUGGAACUUGGCGAAAUCGUUGAAAUCAGGCUUAUGAAUGGGUUUGGUUUCAUCCAGUACAAGGAUUCUAUGGACGCACGGGAUGCGGUUCCU
Molecule: messenger RNA, 174 nt
Organism: Mytilinidion resinicola
Lineage: Eukaryota; Fungi; Ascomycota; Dothideomycetes; Mytilinidiales; Mytilinidiaceae
Exons: 1
Cellular component (GO): ribonucleoprotein complex; cytoplasm; nucleus
Molecular function (GO): mRNA binding
Source: RefSeq, a predicted model, not a curated record